Molecule: messenger RNA, 1873 nt
Organism: Solanum dulcamara
Lineage: Eukaryota; Viridiplantae; Streptophyta; Magnoliopsida; Solanales; Solanaceae
Product: pheophytinase, chloroplastic
Exons: 6
Coding region: 176-1711 (511 amino acids)
Biological process (GO): chlorophyll catabolic process
Cellular component (GO): chloroplast
Molecular function (GO): pheophytinase activity
Source: RefSeq, a predicted model, not a curated record
GUCUUGUCUAGAUUCUGGAGUAUUGUAGAAAUAUAUAACCAACAUGAAUAUAAAAAAAAACGUGAGAAAAGGCAACUCUAAAAACCCCAUAUCUUCUCCUAGGGUCUUGGAGAUUUUGCUGAUAAUUACUUAGAAAGCUGAUUAAAGGUAUUCAUUUAGGAAACCUGACUUCAGGAUGGAAAUUUGCUCGUUCUAUUCGACACCCUAUUACUGUAUUGUAAAUGUUCGACAGAAUGUGAUUGGAAAAUGCCUAAUUUCAAAUCAGGCAAUGUUUCCUAGACUAAAAGAAAGAAGGUUGUGUUCUGGUUUAGAUGUGAAUAGUGUAACGAAAAACAGGAACCAGAGAUUUUGCACUAUCACUUCUCUAAAGAGGGUUGACAGUGUUGACUCAAGUCUCUUGAGUGAAAGCUAUAACUCAGAUGUGGUAGAUGGGAAAGUCGGUACCCAAGGUGCGACUAGUAGAGGUAAAGCAGUACCAAAGGUUAUGAUUCCUAGUUUACCUAGUGAAACUAAAGGCGAUUCUGUUGCUGCUAUCGAUAGCUGCUUGUGGGAAUGGAAGCCAAAAUUGAAUGUUCAUUAUGAGAAAUCUGGAGGUCAAAAUGUUAACUCCGCGCCAAUACUUUUUCUUCCUGGUUUUGGUGUUGGUUCCUUUCACUAUGAAAAGCAGCUAAAGGAUCUUGGUCGUGAUUACAGAAUAUGGGCAUUAGACUUUAUUGGACAAGGGAAGUCAUUACCUUGUGAGAAUCCAACUUCGCAGUCUAAAAGAUUAGAUGAAUCGGAAGGUGAUGGAAACAAUGUUCUCUGGGGUUUUGGAGAUGAAACAGAACCUUGGGCAAAAGAACUUGUCUAUUCGGUUGACUUAUGGAGGGACCAAGUACGCUAUUUCAUUGAAGAGGUUAUUAAAGAACCAGUGUACAUUGUCGGAAAUUCACUUGGUGGAUAUGUUGCCCUAUACUUUGCAGCAUGCUACCCUCAAUUGGUGAAAGGUGUAACCUUGCUGAAUGCGACACCUUUUUGGGGAUUUCUUCCUAAUCCUGUUAGAUCUCCAAAAUUAUCUAGAUUGUUUCCAUGGGCUGGGACUUUUCCUCUACCCUCCACUAUCAGAAAGCUCACAGAACUUGUAUGGCAGAAAAUCAGUGCUCCUGAGAGUAUCACAGAGGUGCUUAAACAAGUUUAUGCUGAUCAUACCACAAAAGUGGAUAAAGUUUUCUCUAGUAUUCUUGAGGUAACAGAACACCCUGCAGCAGCUGCAGCCCUUGCCUCAAUAAUGUUUGCUCCUCGUGGACAACUAAAUUUUAAAGAGGCACUGACUGGGUGUCGAAUGAACAAUGUACCCGUCUGUCUCAUAUAUGGGAAAGAAGACCCCUGGGUGACGCCUAUUUGGGGUUUACAAGUGAAACGACAGUUCCCUGAAGCUCCAUAUUAUCAGAUUAGUCCAGCUGGUCACUGCCCUCAUGAUGAAGUCCCAGAGAUUGUGAACUUUUUGCUGCGCGGAUGGAUCAGGAACGUUGAAUCCGAUAGUUCAGUUGCAUUGCCUCUGCUAGAUUAUCCGGAAAGCGUUGAAUAUGACGACGUCAAAGAAUUGGAAUUUGAUCGCCAGGGAAUGAAAAAAUCAGUAAAAGUGCAAUUUUAUGGAUCAAUGACUUCUCAAUGGGAGAGGCUUGGCAUGUUUCUAAAAUCUAGAUUCCAAGAUGGAGUUUACUCUCCAUAAUUGCACAUAACUUCUUUUUUUCAUUUCUUUGUAUCCACAUGUUGUGUGAUCAAUUUCCAGCAAUGCUGAAUGUUCGUGGGUUACAUAACAAUUUAGCAAUUUAAAUUAUAAUUAGGCCAACAUACAAUGGAGUAUAUUAAGAAAAAUCUCAUUCCUUGAUCA